UUUAUAGAAAUACUUAAGCUGUCACUUUUGUAAAAUUCUUCUAUGGUAUCAUUCUUACCAUCACUUCACAUCCUACUCUGAGGUGAUUCAGUCCUUCCACAGGGAUGUGGCCUAUAGGACAUAUUUCAUUGCAGAGUCAUGAGUCAUAAGAACCUUUGCAGAACCGGCCAGGCACACUAUAAAUCCAUCCUACCCUUCAUGUGAACUGCAGAAACCUUGGAAACAUCCAGAGCAGCAGUGUUUCUCCCUGCACAAAACAAGCUUCACGACAAUGGAUACAUUGAAUAAAGCAAACACAAGCUUUGCUCUUGACUUUUUCAAACAGCAGUGUCAGGAGGAUGAUGACAAGAAUAUUUUGUUCUCUCCUUGGAGUAUUUCAUCUGCCCUGGCUACUGUUUAUUUGGGAGCCAAAGGCAACACGGCAGAUCAGAUGGCACAGGUGCUUCACUUUAACAAAGCUGAAGGAGCCAAAAAUGUCACCACAACCAUAAGAAUGCAUGUCUACUCCAGAACAGAAGAGACUCUAUCAAAUCGACAUGCAUGUUUCCAGAAGACAGAGAUUGGCAAAUCAGAUAAUAUCCAUACUGGAUUUAAAGCACUCAGCUUUGAAAUCAACCAACCCACUAGAAACUACCUACUUAAAAGUGUCAACCACCUAUAUGGAGAAAAAUCAUUGCCUUUCAGUAAGGAAUACUUAUUUUUAGCCAAGAGAUAUUACAGUGCAGAGCCACAAUCAGUCAACUUUGUGGGAGCAGCAGAUGCAAUCAGGAGAGACAUCAAUUCCAGUGUUGAACAAGAGACUGAAGGUAAAAUCCAGAAUCUGCUGCCUCCUGGAUCCAUAGAUUCACUCACCAGGCUAGUCCUGAUAAAUGCACUCUACUUCAAAGGAAACUGGGCAACGAAGUUUGAAGCUGCAGCUACCAGGCAAAGGCCUUUCAGAAUAAACAUGCAUACAACUAAACCAGUGCCCAUGAUGUACCUGAGGGAUAAAUUUAACUUAAACUACAUAGAAUCAGUUCAGGCUGAUGUUCUUGAGCUUCCAUAUGUCAAUAACGACCUCAGCAUGUUCAUCCUUCUACCAAGUGACAUCUCUGGCUUACAAAAGCUAGAAAGAGAAUUGACUUUCGAAAACUUGUCUACAUGGACGAAACCAGAACUAAUGGAGAAAAUGAACAUGGAAGUUUAUCUGCCCAGGUUCACGUUAGAAGAGAAAUAUGACCUGAAAUCUACUUUGAGCAGGAUGGGGAUGCAAGAUGCCUUCACAGAAGGUCAAGCUGAUUUCACAGCAAUGUCCAAGACUGGUGAUCUGGUUUUGUCACAAGUUUUCCACAAGUGUUACCUGGAAGUCAAUGAAGAAGGCACAGAGGCAGCAGCUGCCAGUUCUGCAACACUGGCAUCACGAAGUCUUGGUGCUACUGUUAUCUUUUUGGCAGAUCACCCUUUCCUCUUCUUUAUCAGGCACAAUAAGACCAAUACUAUCCUCUUCUUGGGAAGGUUUUCUUCGCCCUAGAAACUCAAUUACUAAACAAGGUAUUGCAACAACAAGAAUGAACUAAAUACACACCACAAGGAACACCUCAAUAGCCUGCGCGCUUCUUAAUUUUCCUGAACUGUUGACAAAUCUCUCAAUGUUACAAGAGAAUAUUUAUGAAAAAUAGCCUCAAAAUUAUGCCUCUGGCUCAUUUUCCUGGCCAAAGAACUCCAAAAUGCUAGCACUAGACACUAAGUACCGAACUGUGCAAAGAACAUUACUGUGUCUUUUCAGCACUCUGUGAACCAGAACUUCCACAAAGCAGAAUCUCCUUGCAGAAUGCUGCUGCAUCUCCAUUGGUUUCAGAUCAUGCUGAUCACCAAGGCAGGCUACUCACCCGCAUUCUUGUCAGUUUUUUACCAACUCUGCAGCAUGGCAGAACUGGCAAUGAAAUAAACCUGCCAAAUCACCUUUGUUCCUGA
Messenger RNA from Vidua chalybeata, 1953 nucleotides. Its product is annotated as serpin B10-like. Gene Ontology annotation, molecular function: serine-type endopeptidase inhibitor activity. The transcript has 8 exons. The record is from RefSeq and is a predicted model, not a curated record. The coding region runs from base 272 to 1510 and encodes 412 amino acids. Gene Ontology annotation, biological process: negative regulation of endopeptidase activity. Lineage: Eukaryota; Metazoa; Chordata; Aves; Passeriformes; Viduidae.